This is a messenger RNA of Darwinula stevensoni, 429 nucleotides long. The record is from the annotation of a GenBank genome assembly. NCBI's taxonomy places the organism in Eukaryota, Metazoa, Arthropoda, Ostracoda, Podocopida, Darwinulidae.
AUGGAACUUGCGGCAGGAACAUCAUGCUCAAGUUCAACAUCGUGCGUGACCCAUUCAACCUGCAAUCAAGAUGAUGAAAAUGAUAAAACGUGCACUUGUUACCCAGGAUUCGUGACGGAUAUCACUGGGCUUUGUAGUAGUAAUAGGCAUGAUUCCACUGGAAAUCUCUACAUUGUGACAGCAAUAGGAUCCCUGAGUGCGGAAGAGUCCUGGGGUUCAUCUCGUGCACAAUGCCUUAGAUUGGACUGCAGAAAAAUAAGUCAGCUGGAGUCGAAUCCGGAGUUCAAACAAAUGCCAGCUGGAGGAUCGUGCUCAAGUUCGACGUCGUGCGUAGCUCAUUCAACUUGCAAAGAAAAUGAUGAGGGAAAAACCUGUUCAUGCUACCAGGGAUUUGUGGCAGAUGAUAUCACUGGCUUGUGUAGUGAGUGA